Linum tenue is the source of this 1775-nucleotide messenger RNA. Lineage: Eukaryota; Viridiplantae; Streptophyta; Magnoliopsida; Malpighiales; Linaceae. The record is from the annotation of a GenBank genome assembly.
GUCCUUCCCAACUUACCGGCUGAGGUUCUUCUUCUAAGUUGCUAUUGGCGAGCAAGCAAUUUGCUAAGGCCAAGGGUUUUUACUUUAGAGAUAGAGUUCUAAUUCAGCUUGCAGUUCAUGAAAACCACCGGAGAAGGGAUAGCGAAAGGGGAACCCCAAAUGACGAUUGCUGCUCCUGCAUGUCUCCGUCCCGACCAUCGUCCGGCCUGGCUUCCGCUCCCUCUCCGCCGCCUCAGCUCGCAACCUCCACCGCCGCCCAGUCGUUGUCGCCCUUGAUUCGCGCGUGCUCGACUUGUUCGAACCGGAGCUUCAACUGCUAGCUCUCGACCUCGGCCAGAAUCCUUAAUAACGCGCCAAGUCAGCCCACUGUUCUCCUUUUGCAAGAUGAUGGGAUUUUCGGAGUGGUUAAUGAAUUUUCCAAGCAAACAACGCCACUUCAGCUGUGAAAAUUCCAGAGGCACCUCGCUCGGCUGCGAAACCUACCUUCAUUUUCCUGGGGUGAGGAAAGAGUUUGCCGUCUCUAACAGCAAGCCAUCAUCAUCAGCUGAGACCAUUCCUACUACGCCUAGAACAGAAGGUGAGAUCUUACAUGCCACAAACUUGAAGAGAUAUACCUUCAGCGAUCUCAAGCUAGCCACUGGAAACUUCCGCCCCGACAGUCUACUAGGUAAAGGCGGGUUUGGGUGUGUCUUCAAAGGAUCGGUUGACGAGAAUUCAUUCACUGCUGUAAGGCCUGGAACUGGGAUGCCUGUUGCCGUCAAGAGGCUUAACCAAGAGAGCUGUCAGAGUGACCAGGAAUUGCUGGCUGAAAUCAAAUAUCUGGGGCUGCUGUUCCAUCCAAACCUAGUGAAAAUGGUUGGUUACUGCAUCGAGGAAGAACACUGGUUUUUGGUCCAUGAGUUCAUCCCUAUGGGCAGCUUGGAAAAUCAUCUCUUCAGAAGAACUUCUCAUUUCCAAACUUUGUCUUGGAACCUGCGUAUGAAGAUUGCAGUAGAUGCUGCGAAAGGCCUAGCAUUCCUUCACAGCAGUAAGGACGAAGUGGCAUUCGCAGAAUUCAGUACUUCCAAUAUCCUUCUAGAUUCGAGCUACAACGCUAAGCUAUCGGAUAUUGGUUUAAUCAUGAAGAAUCCUGUAGAGAGAAUGAACCCCUGGGACACAAGAAUCAGUGCUCCAUUUGAUGGUGGAGCUCCUGAGUACAUAGCCACAGGGCUUCGGACAUCGAAGAGCGAUGUGUAUAGAUUUGAGGUAGUCCUGCUAGAGAUAAUUUCGGGCAGGAGAGAAUUGGACAGGAACAAGCAGUUGAGGGAGAGGUUCCUUGUAGAAUGGGCGAGGCCUUACUUGAGCAACAAGAAAAAGAUCUUCCACGUGAUGGAUGUGAGGAUUCAAGGGCAGUACAACGUCAAGUGCGCGCUCAAAGUGGCGGCCCUAGCACUGAUAUGCUUGUCGGCAGACCCCAGGUGUAGACCAAACAUGGAACAAGUGGUGAGAAGUUUGGAGCAGAUUUAUCACAGCAGUAGUAGUAGUAGGUAGUAGUAGUUGCAGCAGUAGUAAUGAGGGUGAGUUAUCUGGAGGAUCAAGAUCGAAAGAAGCACCGAGUUACACAUUGGUAGUAAUUUGAGAAGGAACAGAACCAAUGAAGUUCAUGUUGUGGGUAAUUGAAGGGCUCCUCCUCCUUGUCCCAGACUUGUGCAUCUCCUGUACCUUGAUAGAUGCAUGCCAACAUCAAUUGGUUGUAUUAUGUGUUCGACCUUGAUCCAAGGCUGAAUUGCCCAAUG